AUGUGUGCUAAAUUUGUCGGCCGUAGCCGGUGCCCUUUUCCUGCACAUAUCCCAACCUACCUCGGUACAUUUUGCUGCAAAAUUCAUCUCAUGUUCAAGUCCUAUGUAUCGUUGCUGGCCCCCCAGGCACCGUUGAAGCUUGCGGGUCGAGAAGGGGGGUUAUUGACCCUCCCGGAAAUCAUACUGAGCUCUGUUCCCGAGUUGAAUGAAGGCGCGUCAUUUUGGACAAAUCCGUUGCUUCCAUCGGGUCAUCUUCAAACCGCCUAUACUGCUUUAAAUAAAUUUGAAAACGUCGAUAAGGUCCACUAUAAGCGGCAUGUGCUCCAAAUGAAGAACCUCCGCUACCAGGUGGGUGAGGAUUUCCUCAACUACGACCAGUGGAGUGGCAAAUCCACCUUUUGCAUCGACUAUGCCGUGCCCGAAUCCAUGUCGGAUCCGGACCAUGAAAAGUAUCGUCCAGAAUCUCAGACCAAAGAGCUUCCGCCACGCACGGAAUACCUCAACCCCGAGACGGAAUUUGACUUGCUUUCCGACGAUUCCAAGCCACUAAUCAUCUGUCUUCAUGGUCUCUCUGGUGGUUCCUACGAACUGUACAUCCGUGCUUUCGUGUCCAGAGUUACCGAGUACAAUUUCGAUGCCUUGGUUUUGAACGCUCGUGGCUGUGCAAACCACACCAUCACCACGCCUCAGCUCUUCAACGGGCUCUGGACCAACGACUUGCGGUAUCUUAUCAACGAGCAUAUCAGCAAAAAAUGGCCCAAUAAACGGAUAUACCUUAUCGGUUUUUCUCUAGGUGGAGCUAUCACCGCCAACUACUUGGGUCAGGAAUUUGACCAAGUUUACCACAAUAUUAAGGGAGCAGCUACCGUUGGUACUCCUUGGGACUUUCCCGAUUCGCUGAUUCUCUUACGAGAAAGUCUUUUGGGCCACCAUAUCUACUCGCCUGCCAUGUGCCAGAACCUCCUCAAGUUGUUGAAUGAACACUACGAAGGACAUUUGAAAUCAGACCCGGCAGUUGAAGAAUUCAAAAAAAACCCAGCUGCUUAUAGUGUGAACAGAUUGAGAGAUUUCGACGACGCUUUCACAUCCAGACUCUUUGGUUUCAACGGCGCCAACGAUUACUACCGUCUUGCAUCGCCAGUGCAGCGCUUGCACAAAGUUCGAGUUCCAUUGAUCAUUCUUAGUUCCAAAGAUGAUCCUAUUACCGGCUACCGUACUCUUCCUCAUGACGAAGUCAAGCAAAAUCCUUAUACACUCCUCAUCACUACUACUGUGGGAGGACAUUUGGGAUGGUUUACUCUCACAGGAAAAAGGUGGUAUGCUGAUCCUAUGGCUAAAUUGAUGAAGCAGUUGGAUGAACAUACUUGGUCAAAAGAAAGUGUUCCCCAAACCGAUUUGCCCCGUGAUUUGUCCAAGGUUUUCAAACACGACAGACUUGUACAAGAGGUUUCGACGCUCUAA
Molecule: messenger RNA, 1461 nt
Organism: Meyerozyma guilliermondii ATCC 6260
Lineage: Eukaryota; Fungi; Ascomycota; Pichiomycetes; Serinales; Debaryomycetaceae
Product: putative carboxylic ester hydrolase
Exons: 1
Coding region: 1-1461 (486 amino acids)
Biological process (GO): medium-chain fatty acid catabolic process; medium-chain fatty acid biosynthetic process
Molecular function (GO): acetylesterase activity; monoacylglycerol lipase activity
Source: RefSeq, a predicted model, not a curated record